GCGAAUAUCAUUGCGCGGGGUUGCUAAGGGUGAAACUUUUCAUUUACUUUGCUCACUUUGGGCCAGGGAGCGGGUGGCUUCAGGUUCCCUGUGGAGGGAGGGAGGGAAGGAAGAAGGGAGGCCCGAGCCAACAUCGGCUCACUGCACUUCUGAUUUGCUCUGUAGAAGGAGGUAAAAUACUUAAUCAGCAUCCGUUUAAUUUAAACAAAAUCGAACGCCCACCAUCGUAUCAGCACUUGUGAAAAAAAGAAACUCUCAAGAAACACCCUGGAAAGAAAAGAAGCCACCAAACCAUCUCACCUGGUGCUGAAACAAAAAAACAAAAAAAGAGAAGAUUGAUUGGAGCCAAAUUUUGUCUAUGUUUGUAUCUUUUGUCUAUUUUUAAUAUACUGCCCCAACUUGCUUGCUGUGAAGGGAGUAUGCAGCUGGAGAUCAAAGUUGCCCUGAACUUCAUCAUCUCUUAUCUGUACAACAAGCUUCCACGGAGGCGGGCUGACCUGUUUGGUGAAGAACUAGAACGGUUGCUGAAAAAGAAAUAUGAAGGCCAUUGGUACCCAGAGAAACCUUUGAAGGGCUCUGGCUACCGCUGUGUUCACAUUGGGGAAACUGUGGACCCUGUUGUAGAAAUGGCAGCUAAGCGGAGUGGAUUGGCUGUGGAGGAUGUGCGAGCCAAUGUUCCUGAGGAACUGAGUGUCUGGAUUGAUCCAUUUGAGGUCUCCUAUCAGAUUGGUGAGAAAGGGUCUGUCAAGGUCUUAUACCUAAAUGACAGUGAGGGCUGCAGUGCAACUGAGCUGGACAAGGAGAUUAAAAGCAGCUUCAACCCUGAUGCUCAGGUGUUUGUCCCCAUUGGAAGCCAGGACAACUCCUUGUCUAACUCUCCAUCACCAUCUUUUGGCCAGUCACCCAGCCCUACAUUCAUCCCACGGUCUGCCCAGCCCAUUACCUUUACCACUGCCACUUUUGCUGCCACAAAGUUUGGCUCAACUAAGAUGAAGAAAGGUGGAGGAGCAGGAGCAAACACCAAUGGUGCAGGGGUUCCACAGCAGCAGCAGCAGCGCCUAGUCCGUUCUCCCACCAAUGGCUUGCUGAAACACAAAGGCCUUUCCCUGUCUAUGCAUUCUCUGAACUUCGUUGGGGGUAGUCCAGCCCCUCAGUCUCAGCUGUCCCCCAAUGCCAAGGAGUUUGUUUACAGCGGUGGAUCACCAGGAGCCAGCAGCCUCUUCUUUGAUGGUGUAACCACUGAAAACCAGGCAGGUGUCAUUCCUUCUGCAUCCCAGUUCGGUGCCAGUGGUGGCAGCAGCAGCAGCAGCUUUGACAUGGCUCAGGUGUUUGGUGGAAGUACCAACAGCCUAUUUCUGGAGAAGACACCCUUCGUGGAAGGACUCAGCUACAAUCUGAACGCCAUCAGCCAGUAUCCCAGCCAGUCGUACCAGCCAGUGGUUUUGGCCAACUGACCACCAUGAGAGUAUUCUGGGGAAAAUAACUUCCAAAAAAAGAGAGGAAAAAAAAUAGUAAUAUUUGAAAUCUUAUAAGUAUAGCUUCUUGGAAAGAGACAAAUCCUGAUUCAUUUUGUCAUGCCAGGGAACGCUGCUGAAGCACUAAUUAUUUUUUUAAAACUUGCAUCCUGUACUCUUUCCUACCCAUUGUAAAUUUAAUGAGGGAGGUUAUUCUUCUUGGCAAAGAAGUUGUGGGAACCAGAGUCACUUUAUGAUCUCCUGUGCUGCUUCUUGGAAUUGGUUCUCAAAUGCUUGUGGUAAGGAUGGCCUUGAUGAGAAUGCUCUUGUGCCCCUUAUUUUCCCCCAUUUUGGAGUAGCCUGGGGUGAGGAUGGGGAAAUGGAUUUAGACACCUUCUGGAUGUGUGAUGUCUCAAGUAUUCUGGGAGGUGGGGAGGCUUGGAACUUGAAUCUUUACAUGAGAUGGGUAGCAUAGAUGGUGGAAUAAAAACAUUCACUUACUGUACCUCUCAUCAUUCAUAUUGCUAUUACAGAAUGAGAAUAGAACAAAGUUCUCAGCUGCAGCUUUUUUGUCUGUACUAACUGGUAACGGCAAGGUCUUAACACUGAACAUGCUACUUCCCUAAAAGUUUCUCUUAACUCUGGGUGUGUGUGUGUCCUGGGUCAGCAUUGUAGUAUCUGGGACAGAUUUUUUUUGUUUUGUUUUUUGCAUUGCGUUCUCCUCAUUUUUGCCAACACCCUUAAGAGUCCAGGGAGAAGUGACUUCUUUGGGAAACUCAGACCUGGUGUUAUUUACUGUUGCUGUGAUAUAUAAAAAGGACUCUUCAUACAAACACUUUGAUCUGUGCACAUUACAGUCUUUCAUGAAUAGGAGUGAAUGCUGGGUGUUCUGUGCCUGAACAGCCCAUCUUUAUUUUCCACUGAUCCAUGCAUUUUGGUUGUAUGGGGUUUUGAGCAUUCUUUUAACAUCUGAGCUUGUGGGUACUUUUUCUUGUGGACAAGAUGGUUUUCUUGAUUUAGAAUACUAUAAAGCACUAUGUGUGGCCAGGAAGAGGGAGUUAGUGCAAAUUUCUCUCAGGAUGGGUGACAUGAGGGUUUGCACAUUGAAUUUUGUGUCUCUUAGGAUGUUUGACCAAAAACUUAAUGAUUUUCAUUUGAAAGGAAGCAGGUAUUCCUGUACAGAAGAGUACCUUACAUAUCAAGUCUAGCAUGGAUUUGUUCCAUCUCAAGACUGCAAGGGGGUGAGGCAAGCUUGCUGGAGAAUUUCCAGAUGACUUAAGCUGUGGCAAAAAGAAAUUGUUUUUUGAACCAAGUGCAGAGUCUGUUCUUUGUUGCAGUUACAGUAAACUAGAAAUUGUACUGAUAUUCCCUGCAUUUCCCCUUUUCAGUAGGAUGGGAGAACUUGGAAAACAGGGACGGUAGUGGCCUUCAUGUAGGGUAUUUGCAGUUAUGUUGACAGAAAUCUGCCUUUUGCAGCAAACCUUUCCCCAUCUAUCUUUUGUGAGAUAAUUACCAAACCCCAAAGAUCACCUAGCUACAAUAAGGUGUGAGAUGUUGUUUGAAGCACAGAUGGGCAGUGCCCAUCUUGUGGGCCAUUUGAACUGUGUUUUGCAGUGGGAAAAGUGUUCCCCUGCUGGAUUUGCCAUUGCUGCCAAAAUUGGUUGUAGUGAGCACCACAGCACCAAAAAUGCCUUUUUUUCUCUCUGCACCACCACCCUUUUACAGAAAUUCCUGUAAUUCCACUAAGAAAUAAGGUGUGUGCUGAAUACAUGCCUUGUUUCAUAAUGGUAGUCCAGUCCCAGACUGUUUGAAAACCAGCACUUUUGAUGGUUGUACCAGCAGAAGAUUUGGCAGCAGAGGAAGAAUGUGGCUGCUGGAAGAGCAGUGUAGUCCCUACUCUGAAGAAAUGGCCCACCUCUGUUCUAGCAAGUUUCUGUACGAGCAGUGAAGAUGGGUAGAACAGAGGGCUACAGACUCUGGUUCAGCAUACUUUCUCCUUUGUAUGUCCACCACGGAAUGGUUAGAGUGUAUGAAGUCCUGUUUUUAUAAUUUGUCCAGCAAAGCCAUACUGAACAGAUAAAUAAAUACUAGUCUACUCUUUCAGAACCCUCCCAGAAACUUUUAUGUUUCUCAUCUUGCCCCAGAUCUAAACUGUGGAUUUGUGUAGGAUUAUAUAUGAGCUUCACCUGCCAUAAAUAUCUGCCUCCCAAUGUGAAGGAUAAUGAUCUUUGAUGCACUAGAAAUCAUUGGUGGAACUCAAGAGAAAGAUCUCCUGCACAGCCUACAUUGUGCAAUGGGUGUGCAGUACAUCUUUUCUCAAGGUGCACCAAACUUGAGGUUGUUUUUUUUUCAUUGCUCCUGCACCUCCCGUUUGCUGGGCGGAAGAAAAGGACACUAAACAUUAUCUCAACAUUCUACCUAUUUUCUGUAAUCCAUUCAAUGUUGAGGGAAGGCACUGUUGGGUAAGAACAUGGUGGGUAAAAUUUCUUAGGACUGGUAGUCCAAAAUCUGAGUGAGACAUUUUGGAGUUGUAAAGAAAAGUAAAAAAAAAAAAAGAUCACA
Pogona vitticeps (central bearded dragon) is the source of this 4016-nucleotide messenger RNA. It is a transcript of the gene TOB2, whose product is annotated as transducer of ERBB2, 2. Gene Ontology annotation, cellular component: cytoplasm; nucleus. The record is from RefSeq and is a predicted model, not a curated record. Gene Ontology annotation, biological process: regulation of gene expression. Gene Ontology annotation, molecular function: transcription corepressor activity. Lineage: Eukaryota; Metazoa; Chordata; Lepidosauria; Squamata; Agamidae.